This is a messenger RNA of Cariama cristata (Red-legged seriema), 2321 nucleotides long. RefSeq names its product pro-epidermal growth factor-like. The annotation marks the transcript as partial. The record is from RefSeq and is a predicted model, not a curated record. Lineage: Eukaryota; Metazoa; Chordata; Aves; Cariamiformes; Cariamidae. The transcript is spliced from 16 exons. Gene Ontology annotation, molecular function: calcium ion binding.
GUUGUACAUCUCCAGAUAACGGUGGCUGUAGUCAGAUAUGUUCUUCCCUAAGCCCGUCCUCCUGGGAGUGUGCUUGUUUUCCUGGAUAUAAGCUUCAGCGAGACAGAAAGCACUGCACUGCUAUAGGUCCUAAGCCAUUUUUGUUAUUUGCAAAUGGCCAAGAUAUCCGCCAGAUCAGUUUUGAUGGAACAGAUUACGCAAGUUUACUUGACUGGCAGAUGGGAAUAGUCUUAGCACUGGACUCUGACCCGGUGGAAAAUAAGAUUUACUUUGCCCACACCGCCUUGAAAUGGAUAGAACGAGCUAAUCUGGAUGGCUCAAAUCGUGAAAAAGUUAUUCAUGAAGCUAUAGAUAUACCCGAAGGUCUUGCUGUGGACUGGAUUAACCGUAAAUUGUAUUGGACAGACAGAGGGAAGGCAUGCAUCGAAAGGAGCAGUCUGAAUGGAAUGCAAAGAAAAAUGAUCAUCUGGGAGGAUAUCUCCCAGCCCCGAGGGAUUGCCAUUCACCCAUUUGCUAAGAGAUUAUUCUGGACUGACAUGGGGGUUAAUCCCCAGAUUGACAGCUCUUCAUUAGAAGGCAUCGAUCGCCAGGUUAUAGCCAGCAGUGGUCUGGUGUGGCCCAGUGGAAUAACUCUCGACUACUUAGCUGACAAGGUGUACUGGUGUGACGCUAAGCAGUCGGUGGUCGAGAGCGCAAACCUGGACGGUUCUGGUCGUCGAAUUCUUGCACAGAAUGAUGUAGGCCAUCCUUUUGAUGUAGCGGUGUUUGAGGAUCACCUUUGGUUUUCUGACUGGGCUAGGCCAUCACUAAUGAGGGUGGACAAGAAGACCGGCCAAAACAGGGUACGUCUUCGAGGCAGCAUGCUGAGACCCUCAUCAAUGGUUGUAGUUCAUCCUUUGGCGAAACCAGGGGCAAAUCCUUGCCUUUAUGAGAAUGGAGGCUGUGAUCAGAUCUGUGAAAACAAUUUUGGAGUUGCCCACUGCGUGUGCCAUCCAGGAUUUGGGAAAACUCAAGAUGGAAAAACCUGUCGUGCUCUGGAUGCUUCCAACACAACAGCAGGAAGAGUCUCUGUGCCCAAGGAGGUAGUGCCGAUGCCAACACCAGAGACCUUGCUCCAGAGCACACAAAGCAGCGGGAUAUUCAAGGAUAUGGACAGUGAGGAAAAGCAGAAAAUCAGCAUUUUGUUGAUGGCUGAAAUCAUGGUAUCAGAUCAAGAUGACUGCACUGCACUAGAAUGUGGUGUCAAUGCACAGUGUGUUUUGCUGGAAGAUGGUGCUGUGUGCCAGUGUUUGAAAGGAUUUACCAGGAAGGGAAAAUCAUGCUAUGAUGUUGAUGAGUGUGCUGUAAAUAUGGACCACUGUAAUCGAAACGUGUCGGGCUGUAUCAAUACAGAAGGGGGCUACGUCUGUAAAUGCCUGGAGGGCUACACUGGAGACGGAGUCCAUUGCUACGAUAUUGAUGAGUGCAAGACGGGGUCCCACACCUGUGGAGAGAACAUAACCUGCACAAAUACAGAAGGAAACUUCACUUGCUCGUGUGCUGAUGAUGCUUCUGGAACUGGCAUCGGUUGCAAAUCUACUGUCCCCCCAACUGCUGUCAACAAUGAAUACUCUACACACCCUGUGCAAGGCGAUAUUGUGGGAUGCCCUCCUUCGUACGAGUCGUACUGCCUCCAUGGUGGUGUGUGCAAUUAUGUUUCUGAUCUACAAGACUAUGCCUGCAACUGUGUGACGGGCUAUGUCGGGGAGCGGUGCCAGUUCAGCGAUCUGGAGUGGUGGGAGCAGCAGCAGCACGCGGAGCGGGUGAAGAUGCGGAAUAUCAUCAUUGCGGUCUGCGUAGCGGUGCUGGUCCUCCUGCUACUGCUGGGAUCCCUGGCUGCCUACUGCCGCAGAAGUCAAAACCUAUAUAAGAAGAAUCUCUAUGCAGAAGCAGUAAGAGAUGCCAGCAACCACGCUGACAAUAAGAACGUGACACCUACUAGCAGCAAGUCUCGGUUUGCAGUUGUUAAGGAGUGUAACAGUUCUCUGGAGACUAAAGUGGUUGGUCUAAUUGAGUGUGAGACAGCAGAUCCUCAUCCUGCCUGUCCUUCAGAAUACGUGGAAGAACAGCCUAUAACACGUGACAAAACGGCAGAGACUUUGGCAGAAGAGGAGAAAGAACAAGGCUGUCGACAAGAGGUUCCUCUUGGUGAGAGAUCCCGUCAGCCCAUGGGAGCGACGAAGGACGCUCCCCAGACUCCCUGGAGCAUCCCCCCCAAACCCCUCCUGGAAAGGGAACCCUGUGAGCUUGGCCCAGCCAGCCUGCUGAUGCAGCCAGACUAG